Messenger RNA from Rotaria socialis, 1164 nucleotides. The record is from the annotation of a GenBank genome assembly. Lineage: Eukaryota; Metazoa; Rotifera; Eurotatoria; Philodinida; Philodinidae.
AUGAUUGCAAAUCUUGAAGAACAAUUGCUACAACAACAGUAUGAUUUACAAAAACAUAUUCGUCUAGCUGACGAACGUUUGAGAGCGUCCAUGACUGAUUCCGAAGUGAAAUUAAAAAAGUAUGAAGAACAAAUAGAAACAUUACAAAGUAAUUUGAUAGCAAUGGCCACAUAUCACCAACAAUUGGAAGAUGCUUUGGGAGAUGAAUUGGAUAAGCGUGAAAAACGUGAAUUAGAGAAAAAACGAAUAUUAUCAAUCAAACGUGAUACACCCAGCUAUUGGGGUCCGAAUGCAUUCGAGCAGCCCUAUCGAGAAGUAGACAUUCAAAUUGGUUCAGCCGAAUUCAAUAUUAUUAGUCAAUUACUCAACGAUACCAUUGCAGUUCACGACCAUAAAUUUGGAACAAUUUAUCGAAAAGAUCCGACAGAAUUCAUUGUUAUGAAUAUUCAUCGAGUUCAAAAUGAUAAACUUUGGCAUGAAUAUUGUUUCAAAAAAGAGCAAAUUAUCGAGAGACACAAUCGCAACCUGAAAGCCUGUGCAAGUUCGAAGUAUUUGGAAAAUUAUCCAUUUCUAACACCGCUAUUGGAUAUCAAUGCUAAUGAGUACUGGUUAUUUCAUGGUUGCGAUCAAGCAAUACUGCCAUUUCUAUUGCAUAGCGGUUAUGAUCCUCGAGUGUCAAGUUUGGAUGGAAUGUUUGGUGGUGGAUUUUAUUUGGCUGAAAAUUCAAGUAAAUCUAAUCAAUAUAUUCCAUGUCCGGGGUGUGGAGCGAAUUCAAUAUUUACGGGUAGUGGAUGCAAAUGUCACAAUCAAGAAAAUAUAAAAUUCUCAAUUGUACUCUAUAGAGCGGUACUAGGAGAUGUACAUAUUGCUCGCGAGUAUGAUAAGAAAAAGUACAGAGGAGAAAAGGGACGUCGGGUGCGUCGACCGCCAUUGAAAGACAACGGCAUACUUCAUGAUUCUGUAUUGGGUGAAAGUAUGGACUAUGGCGGAAAUCUUUUAAAAUAUCGCGAAGUUAUUUUAUAUGAAUGCGGCCAAGCAUAUCCAGAAUAUGUCAUCGAAUUUCGGCGAUCCGCUGAAAAUUCCAAACCGCCAGCUGGUGUCAAAAAAGUGAAAGAUAGAUGUUAUGAUUUUCUCAGAAAUACAUUUAAACUAAGACCUGAAUAA